GCCUGCACUUCCGGGUUAGUGUUGUUUGCCGAUAAGAGUCGACUGGAGGUCAUGUAAUAAAGUGUGUCGUUUGGCAGGUUACUCUAGAAUCUCAUGGCUACUGUAAACACGUUAUUGUUUCUGUAAUCACAUUGUGCUUCUUGAAUCAGUCAUGUCGCAAGAAUCGUCUGGAUUUACUCCGGCUGCUCAAGUCCCACAUGGAUCCAGUAAGGGUCCUUUAGGGGCUGCAUAUAUUCCCAAUGAAGAAGAGAGGCGUGUCUUCAGAGAAUGCAAUUCAGAAAGCUUCUGGUAUAGAUCCUUGCCGUUUUCUGCCAUUGCAGUCACAGUCACUCAAGUGUUGGUAUCUAAAGGAAUGCUUGCUCCAUCACCCCGAUUUGGCUCCCUUCCAAAAAUUGCCAUUGCUGGCAUAGUGGGAUUCAUCAGUGGAAAAAUGUCUUACAUGAGAGCAUGUCAAGAAAAGUUUAUGAAACUGGAGAACUCCCCACUUGGAGAGGCACUGCGACAGGGACAUCUACAUCCCGUCCCUUCUGAGUUAAACCAAUUAGAGUUUGCAGAUCCAAACCUAUCAGAUUCUCAACAGUCUGCUUCUACGUCAGUGUUCCAAACUGUGACAGAAUCCAGUUCUAUGCCAGAGAGUCACAAUAGUUACACAAGUGACUAUCCAUACAACAGCCCCUCCCAGUCAUAUGACCCUACCCCUUUUAGCUCUGGAUUCAGUGAUUCUGGACCUAUAGGCAUCAGGGAUGACAUUACUCCUCAAGCUCCACCAUAUGAUGAAGAUGCGCCCAAGAAGAAGGCUAUAUUGUAUGAGGAACUGCGUAGUAAGAACAGAGAGAACUAUGAGGUCACUCUCACACAGAAAGCUGAAACACUGCUGAAACCACAAACUGAUGUUCCAGUACCUAAGAAGGAAGUUAAAAAGAAUAUGUAUGGAGAUGCUUGGGAUGAGUAAGCAUGGACUGGAGGAUCAACUGUCCAAAGGAGUUCAAUGAGACAUCACGAUCUGAAUGGGGACUUCUGUGGUGUUGGUUCAUGACUCAUUCUGCCAGAUCACACCAAAACCCGCAAUCACAUUCUGAAUUGAAGGCGAAUGUACUGUAAGGAUCAAAGUUUUGGGAACAAAUGCAAAUUUGUUAGAAUAAAAACAUUUACUCUCUUUGUUUUUGUUUAUACAUGUAGUAGUUUGAAAACAAUGUUUAUCUUAAUUUCUUCUUGUUGUAAGUGGAUUUAAGAUAAAUUAUUUUAACAAAGUAUCAGUUUUUUUUAUUUAUUGGGAAAUGCUUUGUUUGUUAGGAAUAAUUAAUCAUUUUAAAAUUAAGAUUAUUUACCAUAAACCCAUAAAAUGUAUGUGUAGUAAGAUUGCUUCUCUGCUGAAAGUUGAGCACAACAAAAAACAAACUGUGCCCAGGUAACCAGUCAUGUUAUGACAGUAGAAAUGUUUGAACUUAGCACCAUGAUAAUGAUGAUAUCACUGAUGCUACAGUAAUUACAGUGUCAUGCCCUUUAAGCAUAUAAGAGAUAAAGUUAUGCUUGUACUGAGUUUUAAUAACAGAUGUUUCCUUUUUAAAUACAACUUCAAUUUCAUUGUCGGGAUCAUGUUGGCUAACCCUGCCACACAAAAUACUCUUUCCAAACAU
Molecule: messenger RNA, 1637 nt
Organism: Xyrauchen texanus (razorback sucker)
Lineage: Eukaryota; Metazoa; Chordata; Actinopteri; Cypriniformes; Catostomidae
Product: OCIA domain-containing protein 1-like
Exons: 8
Coding region: 152-952 (266 amino acids)
Cellular component (GO): endosome
Source: RefSeq, a predicted model, not a curated record